This is a messenger RNA of Lontra canadensis (Northern American river otter), 2102 nucleotides long. It is a transcript of the gene CUNH1orf141, whose product is annotated as chromosome unknown C1orf141 homolog. Lineage: Eukaryota; Metazoa; Chordata; Mammalia; Carnivora; Mustelidae. The coding region runs from base 196 to 1551 and encodes 451 amino acids. The transcript has 10 exons. The record is from RefSeq and is a predicted model, not a curated record.
AGAGUAGAGCAUUUUCCUACAAGUAUGGAACAACACAGAAAAGGGGCAACACAGAGAAGUUAAGCAAUUAGCCCACAGUAACACAGCUGAUAAGUAGCAGAGCCAAGGACUCCAGACAGUCUGACUCCAAAGUCCAUGUUCUUAACCAACAUAUUAUGCUGCCUUUCUGAGUUUGAAGGAAUUUACUGACAGAAAAUGGCAGAAAAAAUCUUAGAGAAGUUAGAUAUUCUGGAUGAGCAGGCAAAGAUACUCUUGGCCAGAAGAGCAAAGAAAAACACGCUUCAGAGUCAAGGAAAGAAAAAUACUUCAGUUACACCCCUGACGUUUGACUUUCAGUUAGAAUUUGAAGAGGAUAUUGUUCCAUUCAUAUCUAAGAAAGUACCCAAGAUCACAGGAGACAAUUUAUACAGUAUUAAAAAAGGAAAAAGGUAUGUCUUCUUCAAAAAUGAACCUGAUCCUAGAAAGAGUGAUUUCGAAAAGUUAAAUUUAAGAUCACACUUUAUACCAACAAAUAUAAAAAACCAAGAAAGCAAGUCAAUAGAGCCUGUGAAAGAAAAUCUGAAAUCAAGAUCAUUUAGAUCUUUUCUUUAUCUUAAGGAUACAGCUGAGAAUACACAACCAUGUAGAAGAACACUGGGUCCUACAGUCAUUUCUCCUGUACCCAGGAUUCAAUCCAAUGCUUACAAGAAGGAAAAAGACUCUACUUUAUUUGCAGCUCAAACUGAAAAAAAUCCUGGGGAAUCAUUUGAUCUGGCUGGUCACUCAGAAGAUUAUGUCAGUAAAAGAAGAAAAUCUGCCCCACAGAUGGAUGAUUUUAGCACAGAAGAAAACAAAACCAUCAAAAAUCAUCAAUUAAGUGAAUACUGUUCUAUAAGAAAGAAAAGCUUGCUUCCCUUGUGCUUUGAGGAUGAGUUGAAAAAGCCAAAUGCCAAGAUAAUCAACACUAGCCCACCAAAGACAGUAACUUCUCAUGUGGAACAAAAUGACACAAAUCCCAUAAUUUUCCAUGAGACUGGAUAUGUACAAAUGUUACUUUUGACGAAAAAUAGGUUUCCUCUCCAUCGUAUGGAAAAAGAAAACAUUUACCCAUAUAAGAGAGCAGAUUUUGUUUUAGAAAGAAAUUAUGAAAUCCUCAAAUCUUUAAUUAGUGAUCAAUUUAUUAUAUCUUCCAAACCUAAAAGAAUUAUGCCUACAACAUGGAAAAGAGAUAUACAAGCAAUAUCUUUUGAAGUGGGCCGUAGAGUUGUAGAGGGUAAACUAAGGAAGAAAACUAAUAAGCAGACACUUGAAAACAUAUCCUGGAGUAAACUCUAUAAUUUCUCACAGACUUUUUCCAGCCUAACAAAAAAAUUUGUUGGCUUCUUUGAUAGAAGUGUUAUUCAAGAAAUGAGUGCUAGACAUGGCAACUUUGAAAGAAUGUUUUCUACAACAAAACCAAGGAGCAAAUUCAGUGCCUCACCUGUCAAACAUCGCUCAAAGCCUUUAAAAAAUAUACUCGAAGUCCAUAAAUUAAAUAAUGUAACACCAAUGGAUGAUUUGUUAAACCAGUGAAAUGAAAAUUAGACACCUCAAAAUAUAUUAUAUAGAGCAAUAUUUAAGUAACAAAAAGCAAAUAACGAAGUUCCAAGAUCAUAGAUGAAAUGCUUACCAAAAUAAUGUUUGAACGGUUGGUGUAAGAAAGCAAAACAUUGACAUUGGAACUACAAGCCAACAGUCUUCUGUUCAAGAAAAGCCAACAUUUUUAGUAAAUAAAAGAACAAAAUUAGGAAAUAAUUAUCAACAAGAGAAACUAGUUCAUGAAUUUUUAUGAUCUAAAUUAGAUUCCUCAAUCGUCAGCAUUCCUAUGGUCAAGUCUCAUUUGGGACCAAGAAUGACACAGACUGUUUCUGGAAAUUGGCUGUUUGAAGACAAAUAACACCAAUAACCUUCCUUAAUAAUUGGGUAUCAGAUAAGACAAAUGUACCAUUAACUUGAUGCAUGUGGAAUUAAUUAUAUAUCAGCAUUUUGGAUAAUCAUUGGAAAAUAGUAUUACAUUAGCAAUUCAUGCAAUUAAAAAAACAGUAAAAUUUAAAAUAGCUUUUUGUUAGUAGACACUGGAACUU